Gracilinanus agilis (Agile Gracile Mouse Opossum) is the source of this 615-nucleotide messenger RNA. It is a transcript of the gene CRYBA1, whose product is annotated as crystallin beta A1. Gene Ontology annotation, molecular function: structural constituent of eye lens. Lineage: Eukaryota; Metazoa; Chordata; Mammalia; Didelphimorphia; Didelphidae. Bases 1 to 615 code for a protein of 204 amino acids. The transcript is spliced from 6 exons. The record is from RefSeq and is a predicted model, not a curated record. Gene Ontology annotation, biological process: lens development in camera-type eye; visual perception.
AUGGAGACCCAGGCUGUCCAGAGGGAGCUCGAAACUGUGCCAGCUGCUAGGAUGGCUCAGACAAACCCUAUGCCUGGGCCCCUAGGGCCAUGGAAGGUAAGCCUGUCAGGUGGAAAACCAGGGCGUGGAUCCUUGACCACUUGGAUCGGUUUUAAGGUCCUCCGGGCACUGCGUCUUGGAUGGUGGGUUGGUUACGAACACACAAGCUUCUGUGGGCAGCAGUUUGUCCUGGAGAGGGGAGAGUACCCACGUUGGGAAGCCUGGAGCGGGAGCAAUGCCUACCAUGUCGAGCGUCUCAUGUCCUUCCGCCCCAUCUGCUCCGCGAACCAUAAGGAAUCCAAGAUUAUGAUCUUUGAGAAGGAAAACUUCAUUGGACGCCAGUGGGAGAUCUGCGAUGACUACCCUUCCUUGCAGGCCAUGGGCUGGUGCAACAAUGAAGUUGGUUCCAUGAAGAUACAGUGUGGAGCGUGGGUUUGCUACCAGUAUCCUGGAUACCGUGGCUACCAGUACAUCUUGGAGUGUGACCAUCAUGGAGGAGACUAUAAGCACUGGAGAGAAUGGGGCUCUCAUGCCCAGACUUUCCAGAUUCAGUCGAUCCGCCGUAUCCAGCAGUAG